This is a messenger RNA of Spodoptera exigua (beet armyworm), 378 nucleotides long. The record is from the annotation of a GenBank genome assembly. NCBI's taxonomy places the organism in Eukaryota, Metazoa, Arthropoda, Insecta, Lepidoptera, Noctuidae.
AUGAAAACACCGGAACACUGUAGUCCGGCGCUUCCUAAGAACAUGAAUGACUGUCUUGGAUCCCGCAACGAAAUUAAUCACAAGAUAUUAUUUGAGGAGAAGAAAAAACUAAAUAGUUUCCACUUCCUUCGUUCAAGCAGUGAGUCCCAUCUCAACACCCUAGUGUGCGAUUACCACAACGAUGAACUUAAUAGUGUAUGUCUUCUUGUUCUUGGCGGUUUUGGAGGGAUUCCACAUUCAAGCAGUGAGUCCAAUCUCAACACUCUAGUCUGCGAUUACUGCUACCAUGAAGUUAAUUGUGUGUGUCGUCUUGUUCUUGGCGGUUUUGGAGGGAUUCCAAUGUGCACCAAGACCAUGCUUUUGGUGGUACUGUCCUGA